AUGGGGCAAGUGCCCUCCUGUCAGAUGAUGAGGGCGCAUGCAGAAAGUUCGAGGAAGAGGAACCCCUCAGGCCAAGCCUCGAGCCAUCAAAAAAGAAAGCAGGGGGAUCCUGAGGUGGUGGAGGUCGACCCCUUGUCCUUCAGUCUGCCCGCAAUUCAAGAGCUGUCCUCCAUUGACGAACUCUUGAAGGAGGGAUACGAAGAUCAAGGGCGAGGAGUGGGCCAGUUCGAGGGCGUUCCCGAGGGUCAAGCUCUGCUGACGUUCGACCCUCCAUGGGUCGAAUGCGCGGACCUGCCCACCGCAGAGGCGCCGCGACUGGAGGAUGGCAUGAGACAGGCAGUGCAAGCAGUGAACUCCUUCAUGACCGGGUGCAUGGACUUGGAGAGACAGCUGGCCUCGGCCAGGAGGAAGGUUGCCAGUGAGGCCGGCAAAGUUAGAGAGGCUGAGGCGCGGCUCCAGGCCUUGGAAGAGGACAAGAGGCGACUGGAGGAGGACAUCUCCAGAAUGAGAGGGGAGUUCGAAGUGGGAGUACAGAGGUACUUGCGGUCGUCCGAGUUCGCCCUCGGGAUAAAUGACGUCAUGGACCUGGCCAUGGAAAGAGGGGCGAGGAAGGUCAUCAUGGAGAUAGAGGCGUCCCGGAGGAAGAAUGAGAACAUCCAACCCAUCCUCGAUAAGUACGCUAAUAGGGAGAUGAAGGGAAAGACGUCCGCAGUAAGGCUGCGGCGCAAGGCACGGAAGCACUUCCGGGACAUGAACUUUGCACUGCUACCUAUCAUGCAGCAGAUCGCUGAGACUUGCCCCUCCAUUUCUAAGCCCGAAGACAUUCUGGACAUCCCAGGCAGUCCUUCCUUCGUCUUCCAGAUGCCGAGGGGAACUCAAACGCCUCCGAGGAAGCCACCGGGGCCUGACGAGGAGCCGGAGACGGUCGGACAUGCACCACCCACCAAAGGGCACAACUCCGGGAGCCGCGGAGGGGGCGGCACUUCGACUGACUCCAACACCAACAACGGAGACAAGGUGAAUGAUGCGUAG
Molecule: messenger RNA, 1032 nt
Organism: Oldenlandia corymbosa var. corymbosa
Lineage: Eukaryota; Viridiplantae; Streptophyta; Magnoliopsida; Gentianales; Rubiaceae
Source: the annotation of a GenBank genome assembly